This is a messenger RNA of Penicillium cataractarum, 1050 nucleotides long. RefSeq names its product potassium channel beta subunit family protein. The transcript is spliced from 3 exons. The record is from RefSeq and is a predicted model, not a curated record. Bases 1 to 1050 code for a protein of 349 amino acids. Lineage: Eukaryota; Fungi; Ascomycota; Eurotiomycetes; Eurotiales; Aspergillaceae.
AUGGCCGAAGGUCUUCCUGAAAUGCAGUACCGGAAUCUGGGCCGGACGGGUCUGAAGGUGUCCGUUAUCUCGCUCGGAAGCUGGCUCACCUACGGUGGCCAUGUGGGAAAUGAGACUUCCUUUGAUUGUUUAAAGGCCGCAUAUGACGCCGGCGUCAACUUCUUCGACACCGCCGAGGUGUACUCUGGUGGACAAUCCGAGAUUGUGCUCGGUGAAGCUAUUAAGAAGUUUGGGUGGCUGCAGAAUGACCUGGUGAUUUCCACCAAGAUCUACUGGGGCAAAGCCAACAGCGCCAACCCUGCCAAGCCUCUCAACAACAACGGCCUCUCACGAAAGCACAUCAUCGAGGGCAUGAACUUGUCUCUCAAGCGCCUGGACCUUCCUUAUGUUGAUAUUGUUUAUGCCCACCGUCCGGACCGUGACACCCCUAUGGAAGAGAUUGUGCGUGCUUUCAACUAUCUCAUUAACAAUGGCAAGGCCUUUUACUGGGGUACCUCUGAGUGGUCUGCCAGUGAAAUUUCCGAUGCCUGGCGCAUCGCCGACAAACUGGGUCUCAUUGGCCCAGUAGUCGAACAGCCCCAGUACAAUUUGCUUGUGCGCGAUCGUGUCGAGAAGGAGUACCGCUGGCUGUACGAGGCUCACGGCCUGGGCCUGACCAUUUUCUCGCCUCUCAAGGGCGGAGUUCUGACCGGAAAGUACAACGACACUACUACGCCACCUGCUGGAUCGCGCCUGGCCGAGUCCGAGGAUGGCUACAUUAAGGGUCUUCGCAAGACUGUUGGUGAUGAUACGUGGACGAAGCAGUUACAGCAGGUUGCUGCGUUGAAGCCGAUUGCGGAGGAGUUGGGUAUCUCGACUGCUCAGCUUUCUCUGGCUUGGAUCCUGAAGAACCCCAACAUCUCUUCUAUGAUCACUGGUGCCUCUCGUGUUGAGCAGGUGUAUGAGAACUUGCGUGCGCUCGCUGUGGCUGAUAAAUUGACGGAUGAGGUCAUUGAGAAGAUCGAAGCUGCGAUCGCUAACAAGCCUGCGGAAGAGAUCAGGAGAUUCUAA